GAGCGACACAGAGUGUGGGAAAAGUAUAAACAGUCCAUGAAAGUAUGUAGAAUAUAGAAGGCUUAAUUCAGGUAUUAGUGAACACCAUCGCCAAGAGAGAUUUGGAAUUUUUCUUAGGAAGUGUAUAUGUCAUUACAUGUUGUUCCUUCUUUUAGGUGUAGAACUACCAGCCUACAGUCGACAGUUCAGCCGUGACCAAUGUGACGGAUUCAGCUGGUGACAUGGCGUCUAACUCGGAUGACGAUGAUGUGUCGAUUCCUUCACGAUAUAGGAACGUGUCGCUAGAUGCACUCCGGGUCUCAGCUCGAAAGAAGCUCUCUCUGUACCUCAACAUUGAGAGACUACUGAACGAAGAUGGCAUUGUAGCAGACUACAAUGGACUGGCAGAACAAAUCGGUUUCUCCUUCUUGGAGAUGCAGAACUUCGCCCGACAGAGAGACCCAACAACGGAGGUGCUGAAUGAGUGGACGAGGAGACCAGACUUGUCCCCCACCGUCGGUCAGCUCUUUUAUUACCUGAGGGUGAUGGGCCGUGAAGAUGUGAUGACAGACUGCAAACGUAGCAUCAUUCUGGACAUCGAACACUAUGUCUCACAGGAAGAACGUCGCCAGAACGACGUCGUACCUCUCCAAGAUGACACCAUAUCCCAGAGUUCCACCCCAGAAUCUUCUGAUUUCACAGAUCAUGACAUUGAUGAAUACAGAUACAUGACUGUUCAGGAUGUUGAGAGCGACACACUAACGUUUUACGAUGCGUUCGUGUGUUAUGACCCAGAGGGUUAUGACCUGCAGUUUGUGAAGAAGAUGCUGUCGGAGUUGGAGUCUGCGCGGUAUGGUCUGAAGCUGUUUGUUCCUUGGAGAGAUGACCUGCCUGGGUCUUCCACAUAUACCGUGUCAGCCAAGCUGAUUCAGGACAGAUGUCGGAGAAUGGUGAUCAUUAUGUCUCCCCGCUAUUUGAGGAGUCCAGCCUGCGACUUCCAGACGAAGUUUGCCCACAGUCUCUCGCCAGGCUCCCGCAGCAAGAAAUUGGUGCCUGUUCUCAUCACGCCGUGCAUCAUACCCCAGAUCCUCCGCCACGUAUCUCUCUGUGAUUUCACAAAACUAGCCUUAAUGGAGUGGUUCUGGCAUCGGCUUGCCGUAGCAAUUAAAGCUCCCCUCUCAUUUGACGAGCUGCAAAUCAACGACAAGAUUUCAUUGGAAGACAUCACUCUUAGUCUGGAUCAAGAACAAUAUCGCAACAGUGGGAGCAGUAGCAGCAGCUCUAGCCAACCACUACCCAUCAUCCAUUCUUCUCCCUCUUCAUCCUCCUCGUCCGCCAGACCUGCUGCUGCAGCCAACUCCCCUGGAUCAAGUAGCUCAAUGGAAGUAGGGCCACCAGUGCAGAGUGCCCCACAAGGUUCCUCAAUGUCCUCAUCCACACAGGCAUCAAGCCCUGUUCCUCCACAUCGUAGACAUCGACAGACUAACAGAAGCAUCCCUCAGUUAUUCCGAUCCAGCGAGUGUUGAACUUUGUGACAGAAAAGAUUUCAAGACUUGAAUCUGCAGAGUAUAUGUGUUUGCAUAGGAACUGCUGCAUUCAAUUUAUGCAGGCAUUGUUUGAGAAGGAACUGAGAUCUUGUUUUUGUCGCAUGAGUCGCACAGGCCUCAGAUGAGGGGAAAAUGAAAUCUCAUUGAUAGCUAUGUUUUUGGAGCAAAUAUUCACAAAUACAUUAUAUUUCUAUAUAUUGAUUUUUCCU
Haliotis rubra (blacklip abalone) is the source of this 1735-nucleotide messenger RNA. Its product is annotated as myeloid differentiation primary response protein MyD88-like. Gene Ontology annotation, molecular function: Toll-like receptor binding; TIR domain binding. Gene Ontology annotation, cellular component: plasma membrane. NCBI's taxonomy places the organism in Eukaryota, Metazoa, Mollusca, Gastropoda, Lepetellida, Haliotidae. The record is from RefSeq and is a predicted model, not a curated record. Gene Ontology annotation, biological process: positive regulation of canonical NF-kappaB signal transduction; defense response to Gram-positive bacterium; MyD88-dependent toll-like receptor signaling pathway.